GGCGCUUUUCUGUUCACGGUUAACGUUCAUCACUACCCACGACUUGGUCUCCCCUAGUCAGGCCAUAUAGAAGGAAGAUAGUCGACCCACGACUAGUACUACAACGUUGAGCAGCACUUAUGGGGUUGAAGCAGGACGUCGAGUUGGGCUCCGAUGCAACAUAUGGCGCAUACGACGACGUACUUGUUGAGCCAGAACGCGAAUCACUCCUGCCUGCAGAAUCAAAUUCACCCACGAAUGUCAGCACUCCGCGUUAUACCCUGGUGCAUCUUGUAUGUGCCUUUGUUGGGGGUGUCGCUUUGUGCAUCGGUGCACGCUUCCUGCUCGACGUCUCCGGUAUCGCUGGACCACCUCCACGGGGAGACGACGUGAGGGUGCAAGCACCACCGUACGUUGGUUCUACAGAAGUGCAUCAAUUCCCGCCUGCGUCCCCUACCAAUGCUUUCCCUGACCUAUUCCCCACAAAUGUUGGUUAUCCGGGUGGUACUCCUACUGGCGCAGAGCCUGGCCUCAUUGCAACUGCGCCCUCCCUCCCUCUCCAGACCGGCGCAGCCCAACUCGUCGCACCUCCAAAGAUUCACAAGCACUUCCACUCUACACAAGACGAUGACGUGGAAGAGGCAGAAGAAGAAUCCCGCAAACACUAUAAAUCCGACCGUCCUUUUAACCUUUUCCGAAGCUGGGGCAACCUUUCCCCGUGGUACAGCGUCCCCCGUGGAGCAUUCGGCAUUGAUGAUAGCGCAGAAGUCCCUCCUGGAUGUACUGUAACUGGCCUCCACCUACUUCAUCGUCACGGUGCCCGUUAUCCUACCGCAUGGGCGAAUUUCGGCGGUCCUGCCAAGUUUGCUACCCGUCUACACGAGAGUGCAUCACAAUGGGAGGCGACUGGGCAACUAGCAUUCUUGAACGAGUGGACCUACAAACUUGGCGAGGAAGUGCUCACUCCCUUUGGCCGACAACAACUCUACGACCUCGGCGUAUCUAUGCGCCUCAAGUAUGGUUUCUUACUAAAGAACUUUACAGAGACGAACACAAUUCCUGUGUUCCGGACAGAGUCUCAGGACCGCAUGCUCGCCUCGGCACUUAACUUCGCCAUUGGAUUCUUUGGCUACCCUUUUGAGGGGCAAUAUCAACAAUUGAUCACGAUCGAAGCCAACGGUUUUAAUAACACCUUCGCCCCCUACAAAACCUGCCCGAAUGCCAAUGCCGCUGGCAAAGCGGACCGCUCGCUACUCUACGUCAGAGAAUGGGUUUCUCACUUCCUGGCGGAAGCCCGCGAACGGCUGUCAAGGGCAAUGAUUGGAAAGGACGGUCUGCAGGGCGAGUUCGACUGGACUGGGGAGGAAGUUUAUGAGAUGAUGCAGAUGUGUGCCUAUGAGACUGUUGCUCUCGGUUACUCCAAGUUCUGUGAUCUCUUCACGGAAGAAGAGUGGGAGGGAUUCAAUUAUGCGCUUGAUUUGACGUUCUGGUAUGAUUCUGCUUUCGGCUCACCUGUCGCUCGCGUCCAGGGUGUCGGCUACCUCCAAGAGCUCAUCGCGCGACUUACCCAUACCCCGAUCGCGACCCACAACAGUAGCACCAACGCCACGCUUCAUACGCCUGAGACUUUCCCGCUAGAUCAUGCUCUCUAUGUAGAUGCUACGCAUGAAGUUGUUGUCCUCAAUAUUAUCACAGCGCUCAACCUGAGCACGCUCGCAGCAAGCGGACCUCUCCCUGCUGACCAUAUCCCUAAAGACCGUUCAUUCCGCUCCGCAGAUCUCGCACCCUUCGCAACGAAUAUGCAGUUCCAACUCCUCUCCUGCGCAUCUACCCCGGAACCACAAAUCCGGAUCAUCAUCAACGACGGCGUUGUUCCCCUCCACGGGAUUCGCACAUGCCCGUAUGAUGACAAGCACGGAAUGUGCCCACUUCCGGCAUUCAUUGAAGGUCAACAGGAGACGAUACGGGAGACAGACUGGGCGUGGGGAUGUCAUGGAGACUGGGAGGUCCCCUCUGGCAGUGAGUGGAAUUCGACUACGGGGUACCCACCGCAGGCAUAGAAUAGAGAGGAAGGACAUGUUUUUUGCUGCGCUGUGCAUACAUAAUAAAUACUAUU
This is a messenger RNA of Suillus clintonianus, 2095 nucleotides long. RefSeq names its product histidine phosphatase superfamily. Lineage: Eukaryota; Fungi; Basidiomycota; Agaricomycetes; Boletales; Suillaceae. The record is from RefSeq and is a predicted model, not a curated record. The coding region runs from base 120 to 2039 and encodes 639 amino acids. Gene Ontology annotation, molecular function: acid phosphatase activity. The transcript is spliced from 14 exons.